GAUUAGUGCAUCAGCAGAUAGACUACCACAAAUAAUCGGAUUUGGAUUUAUUAAAAAAAAUACAUUAUAAAAAAAACAACAACAACUUGACGUUUCGCACAGGAAAGAGAGUCUGCGCAUUGUGCGUGCUCCUGAUGUAUGAGUAUAAAUACUCCAGUGCUGGAUGUUAUGUUCAUCAUAUAUGCGUCUGCAUCUGAGCUCGGUUUAUCAGAUAAACGGCGAGGCUGCGGCUCCCGUGUGUUCGAGGAGAGCGGUGUGUCUCGGUGUCGAUAUGGAUCGACGCUACGCACUGGGGAUGUGAUACAACGAUCAAGAGCUGAAGCUGUGUUUAAACCACAUCCAUCGAUGGACGCUCGUGACUCGACGUCCCACACCAAAGGUGUAUCAUCAGCCUCCAGCAGCCAAUGGGAGGAAGGUGGGAUGUGAUUGACAGGCUGAACCUAUGGCAGAGCAGCAGCGUGACACCGGUCCCUUAGUGUGAAUCUACCAUGGACCCCGUUCUCUGUCAGAUGCUGGUCCUGGGAAUGGCUGUAAUGAUGGCCCGUGCGUGCCCCAAGUACUGUGUGUGCCAGAACCUCUCAGAGUCACUGGGGACCCUGUGCCCAGCCAAAGGCCUGCUCUUCGUGCCAUCUGACAUAGAUCGCAGCACUGUGGAGCUUCGGUUGGGGGGAAACUAUAUCCUUCGAAUCACACAACAGGACUUUGCCAACAUGACAGACUUGGUGGACCUUACUCUCUCCCGUAACACGAUAAGCUACAUCCAGCCCUUUUCCUUCGGGGACCUGGAGACCCUCCGUUCUCUUCAUAUGGAUAACAACCGUUUGGUGGAGUUGGGCCCCAAUGACCUGCGAGGACUGGUCAGCUUGCAGCAUCUCAUCCUCAAUAACAACCAACUGGGUCGCAUCUCUAAGAAGGCGUUUGAAGACCUGGCAGCAUCGCUCGAGGAUCUGGACUUGUCCUACAACAACCUUCAGGCUCUGCCCUGGCAUUCAGUCCGGCAGAUGAUCAACCUGCACCAGCUGAGUCUGGACCACAAUUUGCUAGACUACAUCCCUGAGGGGACCUUUGUGGAUCUGGAGAGGCUGGCUCGCUUGGACCUGACCUCCAAUCGGCUCCUGAAGCUUCCGCCGGAUCCUAUCUUUGCCAGGGCACAGGAUUCUGAGGCGAUGACCACACCGUUCGCCCCUCAGCUCUCACUCAGCAUAGGUGGAAACCCACUUCACUGCAACUGCGAAUUGCUUUGGUUCCGGCGUCUGGAGCGAGACGAUGAUCUGGAGACUUGUGCCUCACCUCCUGGCCUGAAGGGCCGCUACUUCUGGAACAUUCGGGAGGACGAGUUUCUGUGUGAGCAGCCUCUGAUUACUCAGCACACUCACAGGAUUCUGGUUCUGGAGGGGCAGACCGCCAGUCUACGGUGCGAAGCCAUCGGAGAUCCCACCCCAACCAUACACUGGGUGACCCCGGAUGAUCGACUGGUCGGGAACUCCUCUCGCACUGUGGUGUACCACAACGGGACCCUGGAGAUCCUGAUCACCACUUCCAAGGACUACGGGACCUUCACCUGCAUUGCAGCCAACAUUGCUGGUGAAUCAACUGCUUCAGUGGAGCUGUCAAUUAUCCAGCUACCCCACAUAAGCAAUGGCACAGGGCAGGCAGCGCAACCCAAGUCCCGACUGUCGGACAUUACCAGCAGCUCCAGGACGGGUAAAGGUGCUCCCAAAGGCCAGCCAGAGAAAGCAGUGUCUGUGUCUGAGGUGACCGCUGUGUCUGCCCUGAUCAGUUGGUCUCUCAGCAAGACUGCUCCCAAAGUGAAAAUGUACCAACUACAGUACAACUGCUCAGAUGAUGAAGUGCUCAUCUACAGGAUGAUUCCUCCCUCCAGCAAGGCCUUCCAUGUCACUAACCUGGUGUCUGGGACUCUGUAUGACCUGUGUGUGCUGGCCGCCUGGGACGACUCGGCCACCACACUCACUGCCACUAAUGUGGUGGGCUGUGUGCAGUUCUACACCAGGGACCUGUACCCGCAGUGUCAGUCUCUGCACGGGCAGCUGUUGGGCGGCACCAUGAUCCUGGUGGUGGGUGGCGUGAUCGUGGCCACGCUGCUGGUGUUUAUCGUCAUCCUGAUGGUGCGCUACAAGGCGGGGGACAUCGGAGGGGGCAGCGAAACCCCUGUCAGCAAGCUGAGCAACGUCAGUGAGACGUACUCUCAGACCAACGGAGGGAGGCCGGGGCAGAACGGAGUGCCUCUGCUGGCACCCAAGCCCAAAGCCAGCAUGCAGGAUGAAGCGGUUGAAUUCAAGUGCAGUUCGCUCCAGAGCAGCAUGUCCUCUUCCUCCUCCUCUUCCUCCUCAGGUUCAGCAGAUCCCACGUCCUACAGCCCCAACAGUGCCCUCGCCAACAUCUGGAGGUCUGCGCCUCCUAGGCCUCGCACCAACUUAGACCAGCUUCUAGGGGCCUUCACAUCGCUGGAGCUUCGGGGCCAGACCAAGGAGCCGCGAUCACCUGAGGGCCCGGUAACUGCAGCUGCUGCUUCGGCCCCGGCUGGCCCGACUGACAAGGAGCCUCUGUUGGGCCGGACGCUGGACUCACGGCUUAGCAAGCUGCUCAUGUUACCUCUGGACUCCAAACCCAAGAGGAGCCACUCGUUCGACAUGGGUGACUUCACGGUGUCGACGGCACAGCAGCUGUGCUCGUACCCGCGCAGGAUCAGCAGCAUCUGGACUAAACGCAGUCUGUCGGUGAACGGCAUGCUGCUGCAGUGUGACGAGGACAGGGACAGCUGCGGGAGCAAAGGCACCACUGAGAGCUCCGAGUGGGUUAAAGAGAGUACUGUUUAGGGGCCAGGACGCACAGGAAGAAAGAUGAUAUAAACCCAAUCAUUCUUGACUCUGAAUAUGUUUUUUAUUAUUGCUAUUCGUCUUGCAUAUCCAGAACAGAUGCAGCAUUCUGGGGGUGAAUUCACAAAAUGGUUGAACCUCUUCAAAACCGGUCAAAUCUUGAACAUGAAACAUCUUGAAAAUGCCUAAUUUCUGAGUCAAGUAGGCUCAUUGUAGAUGGCACCUUCAGCCCAAAAUAUACAAUGAGAUAUAGAUGCGUGAGGUUUGGCAUUCAGUGCGACAUGCUAAAUUUGUUAUGUGCAGUGUACAUCCGCCAUCUGAUUUUUGGAGGGUAUUAGAGAUCACAGAUUUGGUUUAAAAGAGUUAAAAACAAUACUUGUUAUCGGCCAUAACUUAUGGGGAGAACGCAUCUAAUGCAUUGUAAUGUAUUGAACUGGUGUCCGUCUGCAUUGGCAAUGUCAGUGAGACACAGAACUCUGAUUAGCUGUUCAGCUUGAUGCUCAAAAAAAUAAAAAAUAAACAGAAAUCGAUCAAAGCAAGCAAAUCAUGGUUUGUAUAUAGGCAGUCCUAGUUUCGGUUUCCCUUUUUGAAUGAUGAAUAUAUUCCCUUGAUUCCUGAUGGUACAGUUAUUUCCUCUCAUGCAGACACAGACUGUACCUGCUAGUUUGUCAUUGGCUGUAGGCUUGCAGUGUGUUCAAGCCCAAUAUUGUAGCCCAGACAAACAAGACCGCCAGCUUUAGUCGCCGCUAGUUCUUUGACGUCGGUUUGGUGGGUCAGGGCCUUUAGAUGAUCUGCACAAAUCCUAAACCUGUGCAGGUGAUGCGUCGGUGCUCGUGAUUCAUUCCUAGUGAAUCCCCCCAGUCUGCUGUGCUGACUCAUUGGUGUGUGUGUGUGUGUGUGUGUGACUUCUUUAUGUCUUAUUAGUGUCUGAAUCAGACAGGUUGGAAUAAAUGGGGGAUAAACUCUUGCGCUACUGUGGUUUUUCAAAACUGGUAUAGAAACUGAAGCACAUAGACAGAGGAAACUGUAGUAAAGUGCCAUGCUAGCAGUUUCCCUGAAGAGCAGCAUAAAAACUCUGUGAAUAUCUUAAUGUGCUACACUGUAAUGAAUUUAAAAAUGUAUAUAUUUGUUAUCUUGUUGGUCAAACGCUCCUCUUUCUUGAUGAAAGAGACUUCCUGAACCUUCAUUUAUCUCACUCCCUUCAACUUCUCGUUUACUCAUUCUUGAGAAAUCAUGUGUAUGAUUUCACUGAAUCCUCAGAUAUUUGAAGCUGGCUGUUUACGUGUGUGUUUUUUUAUUUAUUUUUUAUUUUUUUAUUAUUAUUCCUGUAUUUACGAAGGUGAUGCAAAGACAUGAGACAUUAAUAAUGAAAAACGGCUGUGUGAAGAUAUCUUGAAACUUGUCUGUUGUGUUGUUUUAAGUCAUGUAAUAAUAUAAAUUAACUUUAUUUUGGCUAGUCCAGUGGUUCUCACACAGGGGCCGGUGUCCAUUCGGGGGCCUCCACUAACUUUCAAGGGGGUGUGGGAUGAUGUAAAAACCAUCAAAAUGAAUACACAUUUUUUAUAUAUUAAAUCGAUCUAAAAUGCUUUUAAAAA
Molecule: messenger RNA, 4432 nt
Organism: Carassius gibelio (silver crucian carp)
Lineage: Eukaryota; Metazoa; Chordata; Actinopteri; Cypriniformes; Cyprinidae
Product: leucine-rich repeat and fibronectin type-III domain-containing protein 2-like
Exons: 4
Coding region: 489-2837 (782 amino acids)
Cellular component (GO): postsynaptic density membrane; cell surface
Molecular function (GO): protein binding
Source: RefSeq, a predicted model, not a curated record